Messenger RNA from Coregonus clupeaformis (lake whitefish), 2729 nucleotides. Its product is annotated as zinc finger protein 629-like. The record is from RefSeq and is a predicted model, not a curated record. Gene Ontology annotation, molecular function: DNA-binding transcription activator activity, RNA polymerase II-specific; RNA polymerase II cis-regulatory region sequence-specific DNA binding. Lineage: Eukaryota; Metazoa; Chordata; Actinopteri; Salmoniformes; Salmonidae. The transcript has 3 exons. Gene Ontology annotation, cellular component: nucleus. Gene Ontology annotation, biological process: regulation of transcription by RNA polymerase II. The coding region runs from base 326 to 2230 and encodes 634 amino acids.
CAAUACCAAAGAUGGUGGACGCCAUUCUUCUUUGAUUGAGGCAAGAAUGGGAAAAUGUUGGAAUAUAGCUGGUGACCUCACAAGGGAUUCCACUGUUCUGGUGACAGGAAGAAGAUCUGGUGUUGUUUCUGACCCUGGAAUAACUUGUCUUGGCCGGAGACUCGCAAAGCAGCACCUACCUAAAGUUCCCAGUGUGGAGGGAGAUAUAGGAGACCUGUGAAUACACAGGAGAGAGACACCUCACACUAGUGACAGCUCCGUUCAAUAACAAGUUGUUAUUUUAAUUGUAUUAUUUAGAAAGAAACAUUCUAACUGCUGAGACAAAAUGAGUUCUGAGAAGGAAACGUUGAUGGAUGAAAUCGAAAAGAGUUUAUGGAAUUUAACUGAGGACAAUUUACGUUACCUGUGUGAACGUCAUGGUCAAGAUGGCAAAGACGGCUCCGAAAUUAAAGGAAUGAAUCAUCGCUUAUUACGGCGUAAAAUCAUGGAGGAAAUGUGGGACAAUACGGAUUCAAUGAAAUCAGAGGAGCAGGGAAUGUCUUGGUUACUCCAACUGAAAGAGGACAUCAGGAGGAUACUGGAGGAUGCUAGCGGUGCACUAAUGAGUCCCAGCCAAGCCGAUGAUGCUGAAGACUGCGACGAAGAAUGGAACGAAGAGGGAGGAGUUAGGUUGCCUAGCAACAGACUGGAGGCGGAGUCAUCUCCAGAGAGGCACACCCCAGAGCAGAGGGAGAGUGGUGUGAGUACUUCCCAGUCAGAAAGUGUAUUUCGCAAACCACACUUGUGCUCUACAUGCGGUAAGGGAUUCAAAAUGUCCGGCUGUCUUAAGAGACACCUGAGAACUCAUACUGGGGAGAAACCGUACGUCUGCCCUCGUUGUGGGAAGGCUUGGAGUGAUUCUGGAAACUUAAGGAGACACAUGAGAAAAACUCACCCAGGAGAAGAGAUGGUUGUUAAGAGGCUCGCCAAUCAGAGGAGCAACCCUACAGGAAAUGUGGAGGAAAUUAAUGUGGAUUCAAUGAAAUGGGAGGAGCAGGGAACGUCUUGGUCACUCCAACCGAAAGAGGACAUUAGAGGGAUACAGGAGGAUGGUAGCGGUGCACCCGUGAGUCCCAGCCAGGCUGAUGAUGAUGAUGUGGACUGCAACGUUGAGGACAGGGAUUGGUUGCCUAGCAUCGGACUGAAGGCGGAGCCCAUGAGUCCCAGCCAAUCCGAUGAUGGUGAUGACGCUGCAGACUGCAAAGAAGAAUGGAACGAAGAGGGAGGCGCUAGUUUGCCUAGCAACAGAUUGGAGGCGGAGUCAGCUCCAGAGAGGCACACAGCAGAAAAGAGGGAGAGUGGCGACAAGCCUCCCCGGCCCCCCUCCAGCCUCCCAGAGUCCCCGGGUCCUGCCUCUCCCGGUAGUGCCUUACUGUGGGGUCUGAAGAGGGUGUCUGUGCGGCUGGUCGACUGCAGGAAAACACCGGGGCAGAGUGGCCAUAUAAUACACAAGACAACACAGACAGGAGAGAAACCCCACAGCUCGUCUAAUGCUGGACAACACAAGACCCUCUCAGGAGACAGGCUUAGCUCCCAUAUCUGUGAUCACUGUGGGAAGAAUUUUGUCACAGCAACCAAUCUGAAAACACAUUUACUGUAUCUGACUGGAGAGAAACCACACGUGUGCUCUGAAUGCGGAAAGAGAUUCACACAGGCCGGCUGUCUUAAGAGACACCAGAGAACUCAUACGGGGGAGAAACCGUACGUCUGCCCUUGUUGUGGGAAGGCUUGGAGUGAUUCUGGAAACUUAAAGAGACACAUGAGAAGUCAUACUGUUAAACAACACACAGUUAAACCUCACCACUGCUUGGAUUGUGGGAAGCAAUUCAUUGUAAAAUCAAGCCUUAAACAUCACCGGCUGGUUUUUCAUACAGACCACCCUCACCGCUGUGGUCAAUGUAAGAAGAGCUUCAUAACUGCAGAAAGACUGGAAUCACACAUAAAGACACAACACCCGCCAAAUGAUCCUCUGAAGAACCCACAUGUGUGCUCUGAAUGUGGAAAGGGAUUCCAUCAGGCCGGCUGUCUUAAGAGACACCUGAGAACUCAUACAGGGGAGAAACCCUACAUCUGCCCUCUUUGUGGGAAGGCUUGGAGUGAUUCUGGAAACUUAAGGAGACACAUGAAAAGAACUCACCCACCACACAAUCAGAUAAUCCCUAAUCCCUACCCACAUCAGACUCAAUUGUAACCUGGUUUAAAACCUGUCCAAUCCCUUAUAGAUCUGUUUACUACUUCAAGGAAAGAAGAUGGGAAGGAUGUGUUUUUUUUAGGGGGGUAUAAUUGAUGUUUUUAAUUGAGACAGGUUAGAAGUAGAGGGGGAGACAGAUGAGGAGGGGAGACAGUGAAGAGUUGAUGCAGGGAUUGAACCCUGGUCUCCAGUGGGGAGGCUGAGGCGUACAUAGAGCAUCCAGCUGUGUUACCACAAGACCACAGGCUAUGCACAGAAGGGAACAUGUCUAAAGUAUUGGAACACUGCCCAACUAGCACCCUAUGCUCUAUAUAGUGCACUACUUUUGACCUUGCACGGCCCAAUGGCGUGCACUCUACAGGGAACGGGGUGCCUUUUGGGACUCAGCACAUCCCAAACCCCUACCUACCACGUACCCUUGCUUGGCCCUCACUAGGGCUGUGGCGGUCAUGACAUUUUGUCAGCAGGUGAUUGUCAAGCAAAUAACUGCCGGUCUCAU